Messenger RNA from Xyrauchen texanus (razorback sucker), 2955 nucleotides. RefSeq names its product protein GPR108. The record is from RefSeq and is a predicted model, not a curated record. The transcript is spliced from 18 exons. Bases 124 to 1764 code for a protein of 546 amino acids. Gene Ontology annotation, cellular component: Golgi apparatus; membrane. Gene Ontology annotation, biological process: transport. Lineage: Eukaryota; Metazoa; Chordata; Actinopteri; Cypriniformes; Catostomidae.
CGCAUCCCGGAAGUAAAGGUGUCGUUGGACAAGAGUUUAGAAACAAACUGGCGAUCAGAUGAGUGAAUGCCAAUCAUUUUAACGACAGAUUGAUGAUCGAUAGAGCGCUGAUUGACAGUCAGCAUGAUGAAGAUGAAGAUGAUGAAGAUGUGUCUGACGAUUUUAAUACUGACAGUGUCUGACAGCAGCGCGAGGAUCCAUCAGCUCAAACUCAGGAAUGAGACACGGUUUGUCGUGCAUUUAAACACAUUCGGUUAUUUUGCUAACGGCACUCUGGAUGUUCACCUGGUGUCGCUGCAGCUUCCACAAGAGAAGAGCGACUCCAAAUACCCGGUUGGCUUCAGUCUGGCCAGAUCUCGAGUGAAUGGAGUUCUGUCGUACACCGCGGAGGAGACCGAGGAGUGCACGCUGACCAAGAGCAAGAGUGAAGAAGAACUUAUCCUCUUCAUCAUCGAUACUAAUAAACUCAGUGUGCUUGUGAAGGGUUUCGGUGAUUCUGACAGUGUUCUGGAGGCUGAAACAAAGCCAGAGAAGACGACCGAUGGAGAUAAAGUGAGGAGGAAAAGAGAAGAGAAGGCUGAAAAAGGAGCAGCUGAUGACAAAAAGACGGAAAAUCCACCAGAUCAGAGCAAAACAGACACCAAAUUGACGGCGGCUCCCGUCAGCAUCCAUGUUAAACAGCAGGUGGCGAGUGUGAACGGGAAGACACUGAACCUACAGAAACACGGAGAAUCCUACAACUUCAGCUUUCGUCUCACUAUGGGCUCACGGUCUCAGGGGCUUUACAAUCUGAACUUCCACAACUGCCAUAACAUGAGAGCAGGAAUGCUGAGUCCGUAUUCUCUCCAUGUGGAGAUCACGGAAAAGAAUCCUAGCGGUUAUCUCUCAGCGGCUGAGAUUCCUCUGCCACGCCUCUACAUCUCCAUGGCAGCCAUCUUUUUUACCGCCGCUAUUGUCUGGACAUACACACUGCUCAAGUACAGGUACAGUGUGUUUAAGAUCCACUGGCUGAUGGCAGCGCUGGUGUAUACUAAAGCUGUUUCACUUCUCUUUCACAGUAUUAACUAUCACUUCAUCAACUCUGAGGGUCACCCAAUUGAAGGCUGGGCCGUCAUGUACUACAUCACCCACCUGUUGAAGGGCGCUCUUCUGUUCAUCACUCUGGCUCUCAUCGGAACGGGUUUCGCCUUCGUUAAAUACAUCCUGUCAGAUAAAGAGAAGAAGAUCUUCAUGAUUGUCAUUCCUCUGCAGGUUCUGGCUAAUGUGGCGUAUAUAAUCAUCGAGGAGACGGAGGAGGGAGCGAGUGAAUACGCUCUCUGGAGGGAGAUCCUCUUCCUGGUGGAUCUCAUCUGCUGCGGCGCCGUUCUGUUCCCUGUCGUCUGGUCCAUUCGUCAUCUGCAGGAGGCCUCAAACACCGACGGCAAAGCUGCUAUGAAUCUGGAGAAGCUGAAGCUCUUUAGACAUUAUUACGUUAUGAUCGUGUGUUAUAUCUACUUCACACGGAUCAUUGCGAUCCUGCUGAGGGUCACCGUGCCGUUCCAGUGGCAGUGGUGUCAAGAGUUUUUAGUGGAGGUUUCCACUUUGAUCUUCUUCGUCUUGACGGGAUUUAAGUUUCGUCCCGCAUCAAAUAACCCGUAUCUCCAGCUGCCUCAGGACGAGGAGGACCUAGAGAUGGAUGAAGUAAUAACAGAGUCGGGAGCGCUGGAGGGAAUCCAGAAGGUGAAGAAAACGUCUAACGGCCGAGAGCGACAGAGAGAGUUGUGAGCAUGACAUCGAAAAGGGAGGAGCCUGGACUCUUAAGCUCCUCCCCUUCCCUGAGGCUGUUACCUUGGAAACCGCAGCCUCACGUGCAAGUGAAUAAGAGGGAAUGGAAAAUAAAGCACAUCAGACAUGAUUUCUCCUCAUGAGGACGUGUGGAAAGUGGUGCCACAGAUUGAAUCUCUUCGCUUUGGUUUACAGUGAUGAUAUAGUCAUUCAUUUGUUUGUGCACUCAUUUAUUCUUUCAUUCCAAAGAUUUACAAUCAUUUUACUGAAUGUGCCCGGAGCUUUUGAUUUGUGUGAUUUUAUUCUUCUUUUAAUUCCUUCUUUAUUAUUUAACCGCAGCAGCUGCGACUGACGCUGAGAUUUCUGACUUGAUGCAUUUGUUUGUAAUUAAUGUUGAUUUUUUGCUGUAUUCUUGACAUUGGAUGCCGAAGACGACGAGUUCGUAAUGUAAUUCGCACAGGAACAGAAUAAGCUGUAAAACAUUGUGGUGGCCGAGACGUGGAUAUUAAUUACAAAAGUACGAAACCUGAGAAGCAAACACGAAACGUGUUCUUCUGCCUGAGACGAAUGGGAUGUUUAAAGUUGUUUUGCUGUACAAUAUCAUUCUUUAAUCCGUGUUUUAAGCUGAUCCGUGUAUGUUAACGUCCCGCAAGCUAUCACCGUAGUUAAGCGCAGUUUCCGCUCACGUUACCAUAGAUACUUCAGUUAUUGUGACUAUUGUGAUGUAACAUGUAAUCCUCUUUUCAGAAUGUUUCAGCAUCUUUUGUUAUUUAGUUUUGAUGACGGUGGUAUUUUUCUAAGAUUAUUUUGUGUCCUCUUGAAAGCUUUAUUUGGUAAGGUUACUCCGAGGACUCAUCUGCUCUUUUUUUUUGGUUGUUUGUUUAAACUAAAAGCUCAAUAUUCAUUAAAAUAAUAUCAUAAAUGAAGGACAAACCACUGUUAAACCGUGUCUCUGUGGCGAACUAACGAUUACAUCGCGGAAAUGGAUUUAACGACAGCUUUGCAUUUUGUGGCUUGUCGUCGCUCAUAGUUUAAACACGAUGUUUGGACCUGAAUAAUGUGUAAAACUACACUCUAGAUUAAAUCAGAUAAUACCUACAAACAAACUAUCAGAGAAAUAAACUUUCCCUUCAUUUCCUUUGCUGGUUUACCCUGUUAAUUGUGUUCAGGUUUGAAAUAAAUAAAAUAAUA